CGUAGCCAAGCCGGGAGGGCGGUUGCCGUGGAAACCGCGGCCAUGGCGGCACCGGGUCCGGCGAGUGGUCGCACAACCCAGCGCGAGGAGCCGGCUGGCUCCGCAGAGUCGUCGGACACUGCCCGGACGUCAGUGCCCAUCGUGUCCACCGUGUCCCCCGAGCUACCUCUCUCGCCAGGACAGGGCGUGGAGCCUCCGGGCAAGAACCUGUGGGAGCAGAUCUGCGAGGAGUAUGAAGCUGAGCUGCCUCCCUUUCCAGAGGGAUGUAAAGUCAAACAAGAAGCUAUGAUUUCUGUUUCACCAUUAGAGGAAACGGUUCUCCAUGGCUUCAAUACAGAGCACGUUUAUUCAGCUCCUCAUUUGACCAUGGGCUCGCAUGUACUCUGUCCUCAAGUCAAGUUGGAAACAGUUGAUCCAAAAACAUGUUCCCCCAAGGAAUAUCUGGAAACAUUCAUCUUUCCAGUUCUACUUCCCGGAAUGGCUAACCUGCUUCACCAAGCAAAGAAAGAAAAAUGUUUUGAGAGAAAAAGAACCAAAUUCAUUGCCUGUGAUUUUCUGACUGAGUGGUUAUACAAUCAAAAUCCAAAGAGGAUAGGGGAGGCUUUCACAGAAUUCUUCUCCAUUCCGUUUGUGGACCAGUGGCUGAAACAUCACCCCCGGCCUCCGAUCCCACUCUCCCUCCUGCUGACAGAAGAAGAGGCAGCGCUGUGCAUUCAAUCCUUCUGGAGAGCCUAUCUGGUUCGGUGCGAUCCUGAGAUUCAAGAGUUGCGUCAGUGGCAGAAGAAACUGCGUGAAGACAAGCACAUUCGCCAGCGAGUCAAGAUUUUCUGGGCCAAACAAGAACAGAAAGUGAAAUGCAAAAUGGAGGACGAUGAGGAAAUUGAACCUACAACUCCACCACCUUAACUGCUGGGGGCUCUUUUCCCUUUGGAGCUUCAAGGACCCUACGUGAGGAAAAUGUACAAAUUAUGCUUCCUCUCUGUUGAUUUUUUUUUUAACGACUAGAUUUGGUACAUGUGAAUACAGAACCUUUUCUGCACAAGCUAGGAUUUGUUGCGAACAUGCUUUACUGCAUACAGUUUAUCCUAGGAGAGUACGAAUCUUAACUUUCUGCAUUAUCUCCAAAUUUUAUUCUUUUAUCCAUUAUUAUUUCUUCAGUGCUUCCAGUAUAUUCUUCUACACCAACCGCCGUUAAAAUGUACAACAAACUCUAGAUCCAAGAGACGCUGAAGUGUUUUAGUUUCCAGUUUACCACUUCUGGCUGCCUUGGCAAAGAUUGGUACUUAAAUUCGAGUCCCAAACCUCUGCCGUGGGCUUUAGGUUUAUCUGGUGAGUAUUCUCUUCAUAAAAAGGACGUAUUGCCUACAACCACUUGCAGAGGAGACUGACUCUUAACUCUGACUGCAAAUCCAACCAGUUGAAGACACC
Lontra canadensis (Northern American river otter) is the source of this 1428-nucleotide messenger RNA. It is a transcript of the gene IQCK, whose product is annotated as IQ motif containing K. NCBI's taxonomy places the organism in Eukaryota, Metazoa, Chordata, Mammalia, Carnivora, Mustelidae. The record is from RefSeq and is a predicted model, not a curated record. Bases 43 to 906 code for a protein of 287 amino acids. The transcript is spliced from 9 exons. Gene Ontology annotation, molecular function: protein binding.